AUGGAUCGGAAGUAACUUGAAAUGAUAUUCAAUACUUUAUCCUUUCUUUCUGGAAUAUUUCAAAUCAUCCUUCAAGGAAGCCCUCCGCACAUGCAUACAGUAUCUGGAUUUGGGUGCAGAUGUCUCUCCAGUUUCAAAAUGAAGAAUCAAUAAUAAUAAUUAAAAAAAAUAAUUAAGUAGAAGUUUGUCAUUGCUAAAGCCUUGACCACCUUCACUGCCUGAACUGAAGCAAUACAACUCAAGUCCGUCUUGACAUGAUGACAGCAGUGUAUUCCAGAAAGUUUAUCCUACAAACUGACCCCAUUACCAACCAACGGAAGGUCUCGAUGCGUCCUUUAAUCCACCAGGAGUCCCGAUUGCAGGUUGAUGUUGGUAUGUAGAGAUCACUGCAGCCAUGGAUCCAUUGUGGAACCAGAAUCCGCCUGGGCGCCCCGCCUAUGGGACAGAGAAGCUCCAACCCAGAAAUUACUCACUGGUUUUACUUUUUCAACUCAGCCUGCUCUCCUUCGACCUGUUUGUCAACUCAUUCAGUGAGCUGCUCAGAGAUGAACAAGCAGUCCAGCUGGUACUUUUCGUAAUUCAGGACAUUGCCAUCUUGUUCAACCUCAUCAUCAUUCUUUUGAUGAUGUUUAACACCUACGUGUUCCAGGUCGGUCUGGUAGCCAUAUUGCUGGAGAGAUUUAGAGCUUUGCUAAUGCUCUCUACACUCUAUUUGACCUUCAGUGUAACACUACAUUCCUGGUUCAUGAAUCUGCGAUGGCUAAAUACCAACCAAUUUAUUUGGACAGAUGGCCUUCAGGUGUUGUUUGUGCUCCAAAGAGCUGCUUCUGUGUUGUACUACUACUUCUACAAGAGGACCUCAGAGUAUUUGGGUGACCCCCGCCUCUAUGAGGAUUCACCAUGGCUGCGAGAGGUCUUUGCACAAGACAGGCAGUGAGCCACUCCCAAGAAUGUUUAGCUAAAGACCAGUGAUGCUGUAAAAUCCACAACA
Messenger RNA from Phycodurus eques (leafy seadragon), 991 nucleotides. RefSeq names its product transmembrane protein 138-like. The coding region runs from base 395 to 937 and encodes 180 amino acids. The record is from RefSeq and is a predicted model, not a curated record. The transcript is spliced from 5 exons. Lineage: Eukaryota; Metazoa; Chordata; Actinopteri; Syngnathiformes; Syngnathidae. Gene Ontology annotation, cellular component: cilium.